GCCGAGUGCUCAUAUAUGCUUUCCAGCUUCAGCGCUCACUAGCCUGCUUCACAUCCCAUAAUAGUUUGGUGCAGACUUCCAGUGCGCACUACUUUCACAUACUAUUUAGUAAGGUAGUAUAGUGCGUAGGACAACAAACCCUGCUCCUCUUUCCUGAAUCACGGGAUUUCCGUUUCCGUGUAGUAAAGCUGUUCUGCUUCUGACUGAGUUUCACCCUGUUUCUCGUUUUGUUUUCAAAAAGCAAAACCUCAAACUCAAUGAAAUUAAGUUUGCGUGAAAGAAAGUGAGCAGUGAUUUGAUCCAUGAUGAGCGGCACUGCUGUCGAAACUGCUACGAUACCGGAAGACAUCUCAGGCCAAAUGUUAGAGCUGGACGAGGACGAAGACUUGGAAGUUUUUAGUAAGGAUGCAACCUUCACAGAUGUAAGCUCCUUCAGUGUGUCAUUGCCGACAUCUCCUGGAUCUAUGGUCAAUCAGUACAGAUUUGACGAGGAGGAAGAUGUACCUGGCACUAAGGACAUCUUCAUCACAGUUGAUAAUCCUGAGAGUCAUGUGACAACCAUUGAGACAUUUAUUACAUACAGGGUUGUGACUAAGACUACACGUGGUGAGUUUGACUCAAGUGAGUAUGAAGUCCGCAGGCGCUACCAGGACUUCCUUUGGUUAAAAAGCAAACUGGAGGAGGCUCAUCCAACUCUUAUUGUUCAUCCCCUACCAGAGAAAUUUGUUUUGAAGGGAAUGGUGGAAAGGUUCACUAAUGACUUCAUCGAGACAAGGAAAAAGGCACUACACCGGUUUCUCAACAGAAUAGCUGACCACCCCAUUCUCUCCAGCAGUGAAGAUUUCAAGAUCUUUCUUACAGCACAAGCCUGGGAGCUAGCAUCUCAUAAGAAGCAAGGUCCAGGUUUCUUAAGCAGGAUGGGCGAGACAGUGCGAGCCGUGACUGCCACGGUCCGAGGGGUCAAAAAUCGGCCAGAGGAGUUCAGUGCCAUUCAGGACUAUGUGGAUAACUUCAGUGUGAAGCUGACCUCACUGGACAAAGUCACCCAGCGAAUCAUCAAAGAAAAAAGAGAGUACCUGGAUGAAAUGAAGGAGUAUGGGCCCAUCUACACCCUGUGGUCUGGCUCAGAGGAGGAGCUGGUGGAGCCUUUGAAGCUCAUGGCGAGUUGCUUGGACAGGUGUUACAAGGAGACUGACGAACAGAUCGAGCACCUCAGUAACAGCCUUCUCCCAACACUGCAUGAGUAUGUGCUCUGUGCAGACAACCUCAAGGCAGUACUGCGGAGACGAGACAACAUCCAAGCAGAGUUUGAGGCUAAGAACGAAGCUCUCGCCACUAAGAGGACAGAAAAGGAAGCAGAUUCUAAGGUGCUGAGUUUAGCAUGGGACAGCCUGGUGGGCAAAGACCCAGAGGAGGUCAAACAGCAGAAACAGCAGAAGCUUAAAGGAGAGAUUAAAGAGAUAAAGGAAGACAUUGAAAAGCUGGAAGACAGACUGGAAUGGGCCAAUAACACACUGAAAGGGGACUGGAGCCGCUGGCAGAAGAGCAUGAGGGCUGACCUGAGAGCAAUCUUUACCCAAACUGCAGAGAAGAAUGUGGAAUACUAUGAAAAGUGUCUGGCCGUGUGGGAGUCGUUCCUGCUGUCUCAGAGACCUGAGGCCGGGGAAGUGGGCAGAGAUGACUCUUAGUCCUUCAGAAGCUUUUAUCUAAACAGUGAAGACCAAAGACAAGUUUUUACCUUUACAAUCCAAGUGCUUGGAUUGUACAACAAAAUACCGCUGCCACAGAUGUCAGUAUAAACAUAACUGUGCCUUAUCACCAGCCAAACCAAGGACGAAGAUCUCUGUAGUAAACCCAUUAUUUCCUACAAGAGAAAAGUAUGUCUCUGCAGCUCACAGAUCUGAAUAGGAUAGGACAAAUAUUUUGCCAAAUAAAUUUUUUUGGCUUACCUUGUCGAAAAAAAGGAAGCGAUAAUAAAUGAACCUAACUAAAUUCAGAAGAAAUGGUUUAUGGCUUUAUUAUAUUUGGAUGCCGUUAGUCUCUGAAUUUAGUUCUAUAAUUAUUUGGUACAUUUUGCUUUUAUUCAAAUCAUUGUCUAAUCUUCUUUGAAGUCUUUCAUCACCUGCUCACAAGCCAAUGAGAAAUUCAAUUGUAUAGCCCAAAAUAUACAAAACAGGUGCCUUUUAAUGGCAUUACUUUGCACUAUGGAUUAUUUGAAGCUAUUUUAGAAUUACUAGAUUAUGUCGUACAAGUUCUUAUUCAUCUUUCUCAUGCUCAUGUUUUACAACUAUGGAACCAUCUGAAAUGCUUCACAUAAAUUAAAAUAUGUAAAUAUUUUAUAUACAAUUACUUUAUAUAUUAUGCAUCAGUUAUCAUUCACACAUAUUUGCAUAUUGUGUAAAUUGUGACAUAAGGCAUGUUUAAUAUGAGGUCCAUGGUGAUAAACUGUUGAAGGAAAUCAUUUAAUACAGCUAAACAUGGCUUUUUGUGUUCUUUAUCAUCUGAUUUUUCCUCCAAUUCUGAAUGAACAGGCGUGAGAGCUCGAUGAUCCUAAAGUAGGUCACCCGCUUGGCCUAAUCACAUUAAACAUUUAACUGGUCUCUUCAAAUAACACUGUGCCCUAAAAUUAUUGCCUUGAUCAGCAAUUUAAUUUGUGCACAUGUAUUUGAGAGGCUGUGCCUCUCUUUAUGGUUUGAAAAACAGGCAGGAUUAUACCAUGUGCUGUCUGAACACUCAUUUAAUUUACAUGGCACCAGGCACUGUUCUUUCUGACUGGAACAUUAAUGGUACAUGGAAUAUUAAUGGAACAUUAAUAAGCUGCCAUUGUAUACUUCCUAGAAACCUGUAUUUUUUUUUCAAUGAAUUGCUUUGUCACUUGACAAAAAUGUCCUGUCACUACAAUUCACGCACUUGAGUAAGAGAAUGUCUUCUACAGCCAUGGUUCCCAAACCAGACACUGCACAUUUUUUUUCUCCAAAGCCUGUGCUGUAUGAGGUGGAAUUGAGUAAAAAUGUGGACUGUCUCUGAGGACUGUGUUGAGAACCAGUGUUCCAUAGAGCCUGCAAUAUCUGGACAAAAUCACUUUACUCCUCUUCACUGUCCAUAAAAUUGUGUCAAAACCAGUGCAUGUCUUCUGAGACUCCACUACUGACUGAAUUGUAAUCAAGGCAGACAAGUUUACAUUCAUAUGCUAUAUCUAGCAUCAGACUUUGCAUGUUAUUACGUUUUGAUUUGCUGGGAGACUUUGGCUCAGACUGGGAAAUAGAUUCAUCAUUAUGAAACCAGAUUUUAUAGUCACAGUAUGAGAUGAAAUAUCAGAAGGGGUAAUAUAGAAGAAAAUCAGAUAAGGAUGGCAUAGGGUAAUACUAACAGGCUUCUAAAGAAUGUUUUAAUGGAAAACAAUGCAUGAAACAUUAUUUAUUGUUUGUGCUGAGAGCAAAAAAGUUAUAAUACAUGGAUUCCAACCUUUAUAUGAUAAUUAUAUAGCCAUGAGCUUCAAUGGAGUAAGUGCAAGCUCUGGGGCUGUCUAUGCAGUUUGAAUUUGUAGAUCAAGAUAAAUGUUUAUCUAGUAGAAAACCCUUCAAAAAAAUGACUAAUUGCAUUGAUCUAGAUUAUAGUUUCGAAACUUUAUGUUCCUACACAAGUAGACAUUUAAACUUACUUUUGAAUAAUUCUUCCUCACACUAUUGAGAGUGAAAGUUCAGAAAAGGACCUUUUCCCCCCUAAAAAUGACUGAACCAACAUAUUGGACUUAAUGCUAUAUAAUUACACUUAUGCUGACCUGUUUGCACUCUAUAAUUCUAAUGUUAGGGAGAUAAUUACAGUUCUGCGCAAC
Ictalurus furcatus (blue catfish) is the source of this 3835-nucleotide messenger RNA. It is a transcript of the gene snx7, whose product is annotated as sorting nexin 7. Gene Ontology annotation, molecular function: phosphatidylinositol binding. The record is from RefSeq and is a predicted model, not a curated record. The coding region runs from base 303 to 1688 and encodes 461 amino acids. NCBI's taxonomy places the organism in Eukaryota, Metazoa, Chordata, Actinopteri, Siluriformes, Ictaluridae. The transcript has 10 exons.